UGCAGUCCCAGAGCCCAGUGCACAGAGGCUGGUGGGUGGGCCGACAGACGGACGCCGAGAGGGAAGCCGCGCCCCCCGCCCCCAAUCCGCGCCAGCGCCGCCACAACCCGCUCCCAGGCCGCCCGUCCAGCCAGCCCUCGCCAGGGUGCCUGCGGUGCCGGGGCCCAGACCGCCAACUGCUCUGCGCCUCGGGUUCGCCAUGCGCUCCGCCGCUGUCCUGGCGCUUCUGUUCUGCGCCGGGCAAGUCAUUGCCCUCCCUGUGAACAGCCCUAUGAAUAAAGGGGACACCGAGGUGAUGAAGUGCAUCGUUGAGGUCAUCUCUGACACACUAUCCAAGCCCAGCCCCAUGCCUGUCAGCCAGGAGUGUUUCGAGACCCUCCGAGGAGAUGAACGGAUCCUCUCAAUCCUGCGACAUCAGAAUUUGCUGAAAGAGCUCCAAGAUCUUGCUCUCCAAGGUGCCAAGGAGAGGGCACAUCAGAAGAAACACAGCGGUCUUGAGGAUGGACUCUCAGAGGCUCUUGAGAAGCAGAAUGACCAGGCAGAGCUGAAAGAGGUGACACAAGAGGCAUCCUCCAAGGAUGCUUCGGAGAAAAGAGGGGACUCUGAAGAGACAGAGGAGAAUGAUGGAGACACAGAUGGAGCCAGGCCCCAGGCCUCCCCGGAGCCUGAACAAGGGUCCAAGGUCGAGGAAGACAACCAGGCCCCAGGGGAGCAGGAAGCCUCCAACACCCACCCCCCAGCCAGCCUUCCCAGCCAGAAACACUCAGGCCCACAGGCCCAGGGGGACAGAGGGAGCCUCUCCCAGGGUCCGGUGGACAGAGAGAAGGGCCUGGGUGUAGAGCAAGAGGAGCAGGCAAAGCGAGAAGAGGAGGAGGAAGAGGAGGAGGACACAGAGGCUGGAGAGAAGGCUGUCCCCGAAGAAGAAGGCCCCACCGCAGCAUUUAACCCCCACCCAAGCCUUGGCUACAAGGAGACCCAGAGGGACGAGACUCCAGGAUGGCCCAAGGCUCUGGCUGUGGAUGGAGCCAGGAAGACCGGGGCUGAGGAGGCUCAGCCCCCCGAGGGGAAGGGGGCGCGGGAGCACUCUCGGCAGGAGGAGGAGGAGGAGAUGGCAGAGGCCCCUCGAGGCCUCUUCCGGGGCGGGAAGAGCAGGGAGCUGGAGCAGGAGCAGGAGGAGGAGCAGCUGUCCAACGAGUGGGAAGAUGCCAAGCGAUGGAGCAGGAUGGACCAGCUGGCCAAGGAGCUGACGGCCGAGAAGCGGCUGGAGGGGGAGGGCGAGGAGGAGGACCCCGACAGCUCCAUGAAGCUCUCCUUCCGGGCCCGGGCCUACGACUUCAGGGGCCCUGGGCUGCAGCUGCGACGAGGCUGGAGGCCGUCCUCCCGGGAGGACAGCGUCGAGGCGGGCCUGCCCCUCCAGGUGCGCAGCUACCCGGAGGAGAAGAAGGAGGAGGAGGGCAGUGCCAACCGCAGACCGGAGGACCAGGAGCUGGAAAGCCUGUUGGCCAUCGAGGCAGAGCUGGAGAAGGUGGCCCACCAGCUGCAGGCACUGCGCCGGGGCUGACACGCCAGCCGGCCCCCCCAGCCAGGGCCCCGAGGCACCCAGCAGUCCUGGCUCUCCUGUCCCCUUUGCAGGUCCUGGCCAGACGGCCUGGGCACUGCUUCUGGUAGAGGGGCCACUCCAGCCCGCCCAAGCCCAGGCCGCCCUGUUGCCCCCUCGCUCCCUCCCUUCUGCUCUCGAUUCCAGCCCCAGUGCGCCCCUCUGCGGGGCACACCCCCCGACUUUAAAUGGUUAUCUUCUCUCUGGACACAGGCAGCUUUCUAGAAGUUUCCUUUCCAUCGUCAGAGCCAUUGGGCACAAUUGCAAUAACUUCUGACCUUUUGGUGAAAGCUGAGAACUCCUGACUGUAAUAUAUUCUGUACAAAAUUUAUCUAAGAAGAAAUAAAACUGCUCUGGGCUCUUUCUGGUUUCUUUGAA
This is a messenger RNA of Acinonyx jubatus (cheetah), 1975 nucleotides long. RefSeq names its product chromogranin A (gene CHGA). Gene Ontology annotation, cellular component: chromaffin granule. Lineage: Eukaryota; Metazoa; Chordata; Mammalia; Carnivora; Felidae. Gene Ontology annotation, biological process: negative regulation of insulin secretion; defense response to bacterium; negative regulation of catecholamine secretion. The record is from RefSeq and is a predicted model, not a curated record. The transcript has 8 exons. The coding region runs from base 200 to 1561 and encodes 453 amino acids.